Vicia villosa (hairy vetch) is the source of this 327-nucleotide messenger RNA. RefSeq lists its product as uncharacterized. The transcript has a single exon. The record is from RefSeq and is a predicted model, not a curated record. Lineage: Eukaryota; Viridiplantae; Streptophyta; Magnoliopsida; Fabales; Fabaceae. The coding region runs from base 1 to 327 and encodes 108 amino acids.
AUGAGGAUUGGUUUACAAGCUUAUCAUAAUUGGCAUGAUUGGCUUUUAGCUAGAGAGGAGCGAAACUCAUAUGCUGCUCAUAAUAACCCAGAUGUGUGGAUUCCUCCUACGAUAGAUCAGGUGAAGUGCAACUUUGACGCAGGGUUCAAUAAUGUUUGUGGAACUUCUAAUAGAGGGUGGUGUUUCAGGGAUCAUUUAGGGAGGUUUCUCACAGCAGGCGUGUCUUGGGAUGUGGGUCUUCUUUAUGUCAUUAAAGCUAAAGCCACAACACUGAAGGAAGCAAUCCAAAAUGCCAUCUCUCUACAAUUAUCUCAUGUUAUUUUUUAG